Messenger RNA from Paramisgurnus dabryanus, 4476 nucleotides. It is a transcript of the gene phka1b, whose product is annotated as phosphorylase kinase, alpha 1b (muscle). Gene Ontology annotation, biological process: glycogen metabolic process. The record is from RefSeq and is a predicted model, not a curated record. Gene Ontology annotation, cellular component: phosphorylase kinase complex. Gene Ontology annotation, molecular function: calmodulin binding. NCBI's taxonomy places the organism in Eukaryota, Metazoa, Chordata, Actinopteri, Cypriniformes, Cobitidae.
UAAAACACAUGGCACAUGCCCACCAGCAGCCAAGACAAGGCAGCGGGUAAGAUUGUCAAACUUAACUGUAUUCAGAGGACAACCAUCAUGAGAAGUCGCAGUAAUUCUGGAGUGAAACUUGAUAACUAUGCCCGAAUGUUGCAGAAGACAAUCCUCUGUCACCAGGAUCCGGUGACAGGGUUACUUCCAGGUGAUGAGACGUUACCUCAUGCCUGGGUUAGAGACAAUGUCUAUUGCAUCUUGUCUGUGUGGGCUUUGGGUCUGGCCUAUAGGAAGGAUGCAGAUAGAGAUGAAGAUAAAGCCAAUGCCUUUGAACUGGAGCAGAGUGUGGUGAAACUCAUGCGAGGUUUACUGCAGUGUAUGACAAGGCAGCUUGACAAGGUGGAAAAGUUCAAGUACAGUAAAAGCACUUCAGACUGCCUUCAUGCCAAGUAUCAUUCAGGAAACUGUGCUCCUGUAGUCGGUGAUCAGGAAUGGGGUCAUCUACAGGUGGAUGCUACCUCAAUUUUUCUACUCUUUCUAGCCCAAAUGACAGCAUCAGGUCUCCAUAUCAUACAUUCUCGCGAUGAGGUUGACAUCGUUCAGAAUCUGAUCUUUUAUAUUGAAUCUGCAUACAAAGUGGCGGAUUUUGGAAUGUGGGAACGAGGAGACAAAACUAAUCAAGGCAUCCCUGAGCUUAAUGUCAGCUCUAUCGGCAUGGCAAAAGCAGCUCUGGAAGCUUUGGAUGGACUGAAUCUUUUCGGUGCCAAGGGUGGUCCGGAGUCUGUUGUACAUGCUUUAGCCGAUGACAUUCAGCACUGCCAAUCUAUUCUCAGCUCCAUGCUUCCAAGAGCCUCAACGUCUAAAGAGGUAGACGCUGGGGUCCUGUCCAUCAUUUCCUAUCCAGCUUUUGCUGUUGAGGACAUUGAUAUUGUUAAUAUCACCAAAGAGGAAAUCAUUUCAAAACUACAGGGCAGAUACGGAUGCUGUCGCUUCCUUAGGGAUGGACACAAAACUCCAUGCGAGGACUCCAAUCGAUUGUACUACGAGUCAUCAGAACUGAAGCUGUUUGAAAACAUCGAGUGUGAAUGGCCACUCUUCUGGACGUACCUCAUCCUGGAUGGCAUUUUCAUCAACAGCCGUGAACAGGUUGAAGAAUAUAGGGAGGCUUUAGAUGGCAUUCUCAUCAAAGGAAAAAACGGAUUACGUUUGGUCCCUGAGCUUUAUAGCGUUCCUCCGGAUAAGGUUGAAGAAGAACGUGUUAAUCCACACAGCGUUGAGAGAGUGCCAGUUGGAAAGUGUCCUCUUAAAUGGGGCCAGUCUCUGUACAUAUUGGGCAACCUGCUGGCAGAGGGUCUUUUAGCACCUGGAGAAAUUGAUCCUCUUAACAGACGCCUGUCCACUGUCCCCAAACCUGAUGUUGUGGUUCAAAUGUCUAUCCUGGCAGAAAAUGAGGAGAUUAAGCAGCUACUGCAGAGCCAUGGCAUUGAUUCAGAAACCCUGGAGGACGUUCACCCAAUCAGAGUUCAGCCCUCCAGAGUUCUCAGUCACAUCUAUGCCAGACUGGGGCGUAACCAAAGAUUGGGUUUGACUGGGAGACCCUACCGACGAAUCGGUGUGCUUGGGACAUCCAAAUUCUACAGUAUUCGCAACACCAUCUUCAUCUUCACACCUCAGUUUGUAGACCACCAUGACUAUUAUCUGGCUCUGGACAAUCACAUGAUUGUGGAGAUGCUCCGUAUCGAUCUCUCUUACCUCUGUUCUCGCUGGAGGAUGACAGGACAGCCCACAGUGACCUUCCCAAUUUCACACGACAUGCUCACUGAUGAUCGCAAAGAUAUUGAUCCUGCUGUUCUGGCCACCCUACAAAAACUCCAGAAUGGUUACUUUGCAGGAGCAAGGGUUAAGACUGGAAAACUUUCUGGGUUUCUUGACACCUCCGUUUGUGCUCAUCUUACAUUUAUGGACUGUGAGGUGGAUGAUCUAGCCGUGUAUUUGGAUCAGCUUCUGGCCCUUCCUCAGCAGACCUCCAUUAGCACCACUGAAGGAGGUCUGAACCGCUUCAGAGCCGCAGGCAAAAAGACUCUUGAGAUGGUGGCUCUCGUGCGCAAAGCCAGAGAACUCAAUAUACACAAUGUGCACAUGUACCUUCCUUCUAAACUCUUCAGGUCUCCAGCGCCAAAUCUGAAUUUGCCUGAUAACAAAGACAAUGUUCCAGAGAGACAGGACAUUUAUCCAAUAAACCUGCCCAGAGAAGUGAAUGGAGGGAUUGACCAUCCAGCUCUUGUGCAAAUGCUGAAGCAAAGCCUGAACAUGCAGGAUCAAGCUGACAUUCUCUACAUACUGUUAAAAGACAAGGGAAUAGAGUGGGACACCCGGCUGCAUGGGAAGGGUUGGACGGUACGACGCCUCCUGAGCAACUUGUAUGAAAAGGCAGCUAUGUUGAAACAUUGGGGUCUCAUCCGAAUGAUCUCUGGGAUGCUACGCAAGAAAGUUGAGGAGCUGGAUGCUGCUUGUUCAGAUUUGCUAGUUCAUCAGAAACAUCUAACAGUUGGACUUCCUCCUGAACCAAGAGAGAAAACAAUUUCAGCCCCAAUGCCUCCAGAUAAGCUGGCAAGGCUUAUUGAUGUGGCCAGUGAGCAUAACCUCACCAUUGCUAUUCUCACUCAGGAGAUAUUGGUGUUCCUGGGAAUGAUCAUUCGUACCCAGCCCAAACUCUUCAGCGAGAUGUUUCGUCUCCGCACUGGCCUCAUUCUUCAGGUCAUGGUGACCGAGCUCACCCAUUCCCUUCGCUGUUCAGGUGAGGAGGCUACAGAGAGUUUGAUGAACAUGAGCCCAUUCGAGAUGAUGAACCUGCUACAUCACAUUCUCAGUGGAAAAGAGUUUGGCGUUCAGAAAAGCGUGCGCUCAACAGGGAAUGUGGUCAGCUCUGCUAUCAGUAUACAGGACAAGAGCAAAUCUUUUAAAACUGAUUUAAAAGCCCACCCUAAACAUGGGGGUCCCAUCAAACUGCCUGUGUCACUUCAUUCCCUGGAUAUUGAAACUAUUGAAUCAGGGAGGUACAGACUUCCACCCAUUGAGUCAUUUCAGGGAUCAUUAGGAGCUAGUGUAAUGCGCGACAGCAAACACGGCCAAUGGCUUCGUCGCAGACGUCUAGACGGAGCUCUCAACAGAGUCCCUGUUGGUUUCUAUCAGAAUGUCUGGAAGAUUCUGCAGAAGUGUGAAGGGCUGUCUAUUGAAGGCUGUGUACUUUUAUCCACAACCACGAGAGAGAUGACUCCAGGUGAAAUAAAGUUUGCCGUUCAUGUGGAAACCGUGUUGAAUCGCGUUCCCCAACCGGAAUAUCGGCAGCUGUUGGUGGAGGCCAUCUUGGUACUGACCAUGCUGGCUGAUAUUGACAUCCAGAGUGUUGGUGGUGUCAUUCAGGUGGAGAAGAUCGUACAGAUGGCCAGUGAUCUGUUCUACAACGAUCAGAAAGAGCUGGGAGCAGAUGAGUUUCUGCUGGAGAGAGAUCAGUCCACUGGUAUCUGCAGGCUUCUCUAUGACAGUUCACCUAGUGGCCGUUUUGGAAGCAUGACUUACCUUUCUAAAGCAGUGACUACAUACGUUGAGGACUUUCUUCCUAGCGGAGCUUGUGCUCUUCAGUGAGGCUCAGAGAUUCGAAGACAUUAAUAAGGCUUUUGAUGGAAGGUAAUGAUUUUUAUAGAUAUUUGGGUAAAAAUAUCAUGUUGUCUUAAAGAGAUAAAGGAAUGUUUGUAUACAAACCGAGCAGAUGCCCCAUUGACUUCCAUAGUAUUCUUUUUUUCUACAAUGGAAGUCAAUGGGGCCUCUGAUCGGUUUGGUUACAAACAUUCCUCAAAAUUUCUUCCUUUGUGUUUAUCAGAACAAAGAAAUGUAUACAGGUUUGAAAUAACAUGAGAGUGAGAAAGUGAUGACAGAAUUUUCAUUUUUGGGUGAACUAUCCCUUUAAGGAUUUUGAACAAGGCUAGUUAAAGUGUGCAAAUUGUUAAACUAAACUGAUCAAAUAAUUUAUAAAUAGAUAUGUGUACAGGUUUCGUUAACAUCUUCUAUUAAUUGGUCAAGCAGAGAGUUGGACUGCUUAAACUAACAAUCUUUUGUUAGCCAUGUUGCAUACACUGUUCAGGGAAUCAACGUACAGUAUGAUGUACGACGUAUAGUUGUUUUUGCAUUAUGAGGAGUUACCUUCGCUUCAAAUCUGCUUAAUCCCGCCUUUUUAAAAAUAUACACCUAGGAUGGGAAAUAAUGGGGUAAUUUAAAUUUUGCUGUGAAUUUUCCUUUACGCUAAAGUGCUUUGUUUUGGGGUUGCAAUGAAAAUGUAAUCACAAUCUCUGUAUUUGUCACACAUUUUUUUUUGUUGCCAGAUAUAUAAUAAAUCAUAUAAUUUCCAUACAUAAACAUACUGCAGUAUUUGACUUUAAUCCAAACAGCCAUACCUUACCAUACCUGAACGAGGCAUUACAAGUCAUGUAGAAACAA